GUGUUUUCCCAGAGCCGAGGUCCCACUAGCUUUUGAACAGGCCUCCGAGAAAACCCGGAUCCGGGAUUGCGGGGCCGGACCGCGCGGAGGGUUACCCCUUUCCCAAAUCUCUCCGAGUCUGCGCCUGAGCUCCAGCCCGGCGGGAACUGAAACUGGGAAACCUCCGGGCUGCAGACCGCCCAACAAGCCUCGGUCUCCGCAACGAGAUUUUUUUGAUGCUGUUUGGCUUAAGGAAUCUCCAGCUGCUCUGAUGAUAGCUUAAGAAGACUGUGUGCUGUUCCCUUUCAAUGCCAGGCCUGGCCUGCUCAGACCUUGGAUCUCUGUCCUUCAUGGAGACAGGGUCCCAGCAGGAAUGGCAGAGGAGCAAAUUGGCACCCAGAUGGUUCCUCCACGUGAAGGUGCCUUGUGCUGCGGGCCAGCUCAGGAGCACCUGGUAACCAGGCUGCCCCCUGCCAGUCACCCGGGGCAGGGCAGCAUGGUUCGGAUACGGAGGAAGAAGCUUUUGGCAUCUUGCCUGUGCGUCUCAGCUACGGUCUUUCUGCUCGUCACGCUCCAGGUAGUAGUUGAGCUGGGAAAAUUUGAAGGGAAGAACUUUAAAAAUUCAAAUUUGAAAGAUGGAUAUGCAGAAAUGGAAAAAGAGCCUGUACCUCUCCAUCCGUUCCUCAAGAGAGAAGGACUCAGCCUGAAUAAGAAAAACACACUGGCAGCUGAUAGCUACCCCAUCAUGCUCUGGUGGUCCCCACUGACUGGGGAGACUGGCAGGCUCGGCCAGUGUGGGCUGGAUGCUUGCUUCUUCACCAUCAACCGGACCUACCUCCAUCAUCAGAGGACCAAAGCGCUCCUCUUCUAUGGUACUGACUUUAACAUAGAUAGCUUACCUCUACCUCGGAAAGCCCAUCACGACUGGGCCCUUUUUCACGAAGAGUCUCCAAAAAACAAUUAUAAGCUCUUUCACCAGCCAGUCAUCACCUUGUUUAACUACACCGCCACCUUCAGCCGCCAUUCCCACCUGCCCUUAACUACCCAGUACCUGGAGGGCCCAGAGGUCUUGACGUCACUCCAGUACCUGGUCCCCUUGCAGUCCAAAAACAACCUUCGAAAGAGCCUUGCUCCGCUGGUGUACGUACAGUCUGACUGUGACCCACCUUCAGAUAGGGACAGCUAUGUUCGAGAACUUAUGACGUACAUCGAGGUUGAUUCCUAUGGUGAGUGCUUGCGAAACAGAGAUCUCCCUCAGCCGCUGAACAGUCCAGCCUCUAUGGACGCCGAAGGCUUUUAUAGGAUCCUUGCCCAGUAUAAGUUCAUCCUUGCUUUUGAGAAUGCGGUUUGCGAUGACUACAUCACAGAGAAGUUCUGGAGACCUCUGAAGCUGGGGGUCGUCCCUGUGUAUUACGGGUCCCCCAGUAUCGCAGACUGGCUUCCGAGCAAUAGAAGUGCCAUUCUGGUAUCAGCAUUUUCUCACCCUCGAGAACUGGCAAGUUACAUCAGACGGCUGGAUCACGAUGACCGACUGUAUGCAGCCUACCUGGAGUGGAAGCUGAAGGGCGAGAUCUCCAACCAUCGCCUCCUCACUGCUCUCAGGGAACGGAAGUGGGGGGUGCAGGACAUCACGCAGGAAAACUACAUUGAGGCCUUCGAGUGCAUGGUGUGCACCAAGGUGUGGGAUAACAUUAGGCUCCAGGAAAAGGGCUUACCACCGAAAACGUGGAAGGCAGAUGUUUCCCACUUGAGCUGUCCAGAGCCAACAACGUUUGCUUUCUCACCCCUGACCCGACCUAGAAGCUCUUUGCGAGAGAUGUGGAUCCCAAGCUUCCAGCAGUCCAAGAAAGAAGCCCGGGCGCUAAGGUGGCUGGUUGAUAGGAAUCAAAACUUUUCAACUCAAGAGUUUUGGGCCCUAGUAUUCAAGGACUAAUAUCAGAAAGUAUCAGAGUUUUCUUUUCUGGGUUGCCUUAAUAUUUGAAUAUAAUAUAAUAGCUACUUGGUUGACCAUCCAUUAGGAUAAGAAUGAAUAGCUAUGAUAGGCAUAAUGAGCUCGACUGAAUAAUAGAUAGGAAUUAUCCUGAGGGGUCACUUCUCUAUUUUUUAUACUAAAAAAGUACAUACAUAUUUUUUCUUUCCUUUUUUUUUCUUUUGGUGUUUAGGGCCACGCCUAAUGCAGCAUAUGAAAGGUCCUAGGCUAGGGGUCCAAUAGAAGCUGCAGCUGCAGGACUGUGCCACAGCUACAGUAGUUCAGGAUCUAAGCUGUGUCUGCAACCUACACCGAAGCCCAUGGCAACGCCAGAUCCUUAACCCAAGGCCAAGGAUUGAACCUGCAUCCUCAUGGAUACUUGUCAGGUUUAUUACUGCUGAGCCACAACAGGAACUCCAAAGAGUACAUAUUUCUUAUGGACGCUGAUUACCUUCAGUAUGCGUGUCUGGACCCACGCACCUGUCACCUUUAAUGGAAAUGUACCCAUUAUGGAGUGAGUGCCUUCUUUCCUGCAAGGAAAGAGGCCCCACAGAGAAGGCAGAGGGCAUAGCUGUGAAUUCCUGUCCUCACCUUGCUGUCUGCGAUUGUUGGUAUUUGGCAAGCCAAGUGCCCUGAUGCUGAGCUUGAAUCUGAAAUGCGUUAAAACUUGGCAAUGAGAGAGCCCAUCUGUUGGUUUCCAGGGAUGUGAGUGAGUAAUGAAGGUUGUAAGGUCGAUCCGCUGUGUACUCUGGUCUAAAGAACAUAGCACAUCCCUGCCUUCCCAGUGCCCUCAGCCACCUACCCUACCUUUCGUAUUAUCGCCUUGCCCUGCAUCCUCCCGUGUUCUUCCGAGAGUGGAAAGUCUUAUGAAGACGUGUGUCCUCCGUAUGUGUUUUGAUUGGCAGGUUGUCCCCAGUGGUCCCUUAUUCCACUGAGCAGAAUAGUAAUAAGAAUCCUACAGUUCAGGCUGGACAGCCUGUGUGUUUUGAUUGCCAUGGGCUUGCAAGUGAGUACCCACAGGACCUCCCAUGGUGUUGAAGCCUGUCUUUUUUUAGGAUGAUGCAUAAGCCUGCAGUGGUGGGCAGCCCCACUGGCUUGAGAGUGUUCCCAGUUAGGUCUGAUGCUGCUGGCACAGAGGAGUUUCAGCUGUCUCAUCUGGAGUCUCUACUUGAGCUCCACAAAAGACAGAGAAAACACUGGCUCUCACUCUCAUUCCUUAUGAGCCUGGGGAGGCUUCUAGAUCAUGCUGGAGCAUAGGGAGGCUUCUGGAUGUUGCUGUGCAAUGUGUGGUGGCCUUUGUAUUCUUUAUUGUGGAAAGACGUAAGCUCCAGAGGACAGGAGGGGUCCCAGUACUCAUGUCCCUGAUGGGAGAAACUGAGGAAAGCGCCCUCAGCUAUGCUUGCCCUUUGAUCUCUGGUCAAUGCCCUCCAGUGCCUGCCAAGGCCAGUUCCUUCUUUGCGUAGCUCUCUCUCCGGCUGUGCCAGAAAAAAGAAGGACCGAAGCCAGUAUGUUCUUUUGGAAGCAAGAGGGUCACACUGCUUCUCACCUAUGACUGGGUUCUUCUCAAUCCCAGCUCUGCUAUCAGUUGGGUGUGAUUUUGAACAAAUCUCUUAGCCUCUUUGGGCCUUAGCUGUCAUACCUAAAAAAAGUGAUUGGACUAGUCUUUGAAGUUCUUUUCUGUGUAGCAUUCUUUAACUUUUUAUCAAAAUUUAUGAACCUUAAUUUUGUAGGUGUUUUUAUGAAGACAUUAACACACUAGAUUAGAGCCUCUGUGUGUUUUUCAAGGGAAGCACACUCUUCUUUAGAGGAAGAAACGUUCUUAUUGGGUAGUGUGGGGAUAGAAAGUAAUUUAAUUAUCUCUCUGCUAUUUUAUCUGAUAAUAUCAAAAGGGAAAGGGUUGGGAGUUCCCUUGUGGCACAGCAGGUUAAAGAUCAGGUGUUGUCACUGCAGUGGCUCAGGGUUUAAUCCCUGGCCUGGUAACUUCCACAUACCUCAGGCAUGGCCAAGAAAACAAAACAAAACAAAACAAAAAUUUAAAAGGGAAAGGAUUGGAAAGGGGGAUUGUUUGUUAAAGACCAGAUUUUAAACUGUGUAUUAAAUGAGGGUUUUGUUUUUUGUUUUUUGUUUGCUUAUUUCUUUUAUUUUUUCCCCCCACUCUUAAAAGAAAGCUCAAGAUAUGAUUUGUGCCUCUGGUGAGAUAUUAUCGGGGAGCUUCAGUUCAUAAAUGCCUUAAACACCCAGUGUUUAUAUGCUGCAUGUAAGUUUUAAACCCCAGUAUUUCAGGUCGUUUUGUUCUAUCCUGGUUUUUGAAGAGUCCAUCCAUCAGAUACUCCCUAAACUUGUAUGAAGCAUGUAGACCUGAGCAAAUUUGGUGAAAUAAACUCAUUGAACAAUUAAUGUGGAAUAAAAAUUUUGUGGGAGAAGAGGAUGGAGGAGAGGGAAUUUUAUGGGACUGAAAAUGAAGUAUACUUCAAAGACAAUAAAUUAAGGAUUCUUUAGGACUCCUUUGAGUAUCCAUAGAUUUGAGACUUUAUUGUUAUUGUUAUUAUUUUGCUUAGCAUAUGCGUCUUUUGCAAUAGGAUUUUCAUUAAUAAGAUGAUGCCCUUUGUCUGUGAUCAUCGCUGUCAUGGAGUGACAGGCAUGUUCUCAUUAUGGCAGGAUUUUUAUCUGCAAGAUGGGAGCUCUGCAUUUUGAGUUUCGUGUAAGGCCCUCCGUGUAUUUUAUCCGUGUUGACGCCAGAGUACCACAUCUUUCUCUUCACGUGAGUGACUCCAGUUUUUAAAUAUGAUUAAGCAAGUGUCCCUCCUCACAGGGCUGUUGUGAGGAAUGGCUUAUGGCUGUGAUGGAGCAAUGGAACUUUCUGUUUAGUGCUUCAGUACAUUUUACUUGGAUUAUGCUCCAAGACUGAUUUUUUUUUUUUUUUUUUUUUUUUUUUGGCUUUCUAGGGCCAUACCUGUAGCAUAUGGAGGUUCCCAGGCUAGGGAAAGAAUUGGAGCUACAGCUGCCUGCCUACGCCACAGCAAUGUGGGAUCCGAGCCAUAUCUGUGACCUACACCACAAGUCACAGCAAUGCCAGAUCCUUAACCCACUGAGCAAGCCCAAGGAUUGAAUUCUCGUCCUCAUGGAUACUAGUUGGGUUUGUUACCAGUGAGCCAUGAUGGGAACUCCAAACCUAAUUUUUAAAGCAGUGUGACAGGUGGGCAGAAAUCUUUUCAGUCAUGUUGAAGAAAAUGAUUACUAAUACUAGUUAAUAGUCUUCACUUCUUCACCUGGAAAAUGGAGGCAACUUUGACCUUUGAUCACGUAGCAAAUAUAACAUUUCAGAACCUGAAUGCUGACUGGCUUAUUUGUUGUUCUAAAGGCCUGGAUUCCAGUAACUUAGUAUCAGUUGAGGUCAUUAUCAUUAUUCCCAACGGACUAAAUGCACACUGUGUUCUAGGCCCUACUUGGAAAUAAUAGAUGUGGGCAAAAAUGAGCAUCGUUCUUUCAGAGUCAAACAUUGUGUAUUAUACCUAGGAGAAUGGGCUCGGUAUCUGUGGAACACUGUAAGGAUUUAAGCACAGCACAGACCUGAGCUUUGGAAUGCCCACUGUAAUAUUAUGCAUUUAAAAAAUCAUUAGUAGCACAUAACCGGUGCUAGAGCUGACAGUUUAUUAGGGGAAUCCAGUGUGGAGUUUAUUUUCAAUGAAAAAUGUUGAUUGUCCAAAGCCAGGAGGGUACAGCUCUGCAUAAGUGAAAUAUAUCUUAGAAUCUUCAAAGUAUACAAUAUAGAAGUUCACAGGCCACAAAUAAAGGUAGUCAAUUUAUGUUUCAAUACCUUUGCAAUCCUGAAUAUUUUACAGAGAAUUUCUUCACCCUUCUUUAGGAAAUUCCUUUCCUUUGUUUCCAUUUUUGUUGUUGUCAUUAAGGAUAAUACCUUUACUGCAUAAUUCUAAUGUCAACAUAUAUCUUUGUUUUCUUCUGAUUAUAGAAAUAAAAAUGCUUGACAAGCUUAGAGGGAGUAUAGAAUUAUUAGCUAUGACUCUGGAGUAAGAAAGACCUCAUUUUAGUUCCUCUCUUCAGUGUACCAUCUUGGUUGGUAUUAAUUAUUCGGCCUUUCUAGGCUUUAGUUUGCUCAUGUGUCAAAUGGGUAUUAUAAUAUCCAACAUCCCUAUGAGGUUGUAAUGAUGAUUAAAUAAGCUUAUGUUCAUACUUCACUCAAUAAAUAUGAGCUGAGGUUAUUAUAGUUGAUGGUGGCCAUCAUCCUUUUGUUUGUGAAGACCUGGAUUGAGUUUUGUCUGGAAAAAGGGAAUGACUAGUGACUGGACCAUUUUGUUCUUCAUUUAAUUAUUGCAACACAUAUAUUUUUAUGAGAUGGGCAUUGUGUUAGACCUUGUAGCAGUUAUGACGAAGGUGUGAAGGGUUCUGAGUAGGGAGUUGUGAUAUGAUGAUGGGAUUAAGACCAGGGACUGAGGAAUACUUGACUUGUGCUAUAACCGCCUCUCCCUACUCCCUCCCUGGGGUUUCUGAUGGAGUUUUACACAGAGUUUUACUGCCACCAUAAUGAAACUCAGCAACCUCUUGAUGGUAGCUGUGCAAACCCCAAUAAAUCCAGUGCAGUGAUCUCUGGUAAAAGCUAGAUUUGAACAUUUGAUUUAGACUUGAAGCCUAAAGGGGAUCAAUUUUCCUGCCUUUCUGAUCCUCAGUUCUCAACUUUAGGACCAGCCUAAUCAAUGUGCCAAGAGAAAGGAGAGAAAAUCUCUAGGUCCUGGCCUUACUUACUCAUUAAUUGAGGACUAAAAAGGAAGAAAAGAGGGGGAAACUCUAGGAGACAAGCCCUAUUUGCUCUCUACUUGCUAAGGAGGCAAGAAUAUGGGGUGCAAUGCACAGAUGCUACCUUUUAAGUCAUAGUAACAUCUUUGAUUAAUAAAUGUGACCUCAUCAAUAUCCUGGGCCCAACCCAUUAAGUUAGUGACCCCGUGGUGCUGGUGGUAGGGACUGUUAAGGAGUUGGUUACACUCUGCAGGUGUGAGAAAGUCAGGAGUGGCCCUUUGUGAUUUUGUCCUCUCAACUCAUUGGGCUUAGCAGCCAAGCCUGGGGUCAGUCCGAGGUGGACUGUAUACCCAGGAGGGUAUGACCAGUCAUGGUCAACAGAGACUUCCUUUCACCUCACUGGGGAUUCUUCCCAGCUCCUUAGUCUCCUCCUGGAACCAGUGACAUGAAUGGUUCCAGGCUCUUUGUCUCUGAAGCUUCUUAAUGAAUUAGGACUGAACAUUGGUUAAUGCUUCCAAGGGAAUUUUGAGCAUUAGGUCAAAAAUUUAUUCCCUAUCUUAUUUCCACAAACCAUGACCUCAUCCUGCAACCUCCCUCAUCGGAGGAGGUUAUACAACCAGGCCAGCUAGGCUAUUAGGAAUACUUGGAAUUUUACUAUCACAGACUCCUUAAUUUAAAAAAAAAUGAGUAGGUAAUUAAAGAUUUCAGAGAUCAUAAGUGUAGGUAGGGGGUAACAUUAAUGAUUUUAGGGCAAGCGUUUAUCCCAGGAGCCUUUGGAAUGAGUGUCACGUAAACUGCUCCUUAUAUAUACAGGGUAGAUGUGGCUAUGGAGACUCAUCUGAUGAGUCAGGCUCACAAAAAAAAUGAAGCCAUUUUGCUUAACAAUGCUCUUGAUGAACCAGUAAAAAUGUCUCAUUUGAUUAAACCUUGACCUUUGAGUACACUGUUUAAUAUUCUCUGUGGCAAAAUGGAGGUGUUUACAUAAAGCAUUUCUGCUGCACAUCAUAGCCCAAUAGGAAUCUCAAGGAAAAGCAUUUGUGUGAUUGUUUGAGUUGUGAGGUAAACUCAAAAACCAUUUUUGCUCAAAAGCAUGUCUGGCAAACUCUGGUUGUUCACUAUUGGGUUUCUGUCAGUCAUCCUCAUGGAAAUGUAGUAAGCCUGUCACUUUAAGAGAACAGCUAGACUUUGUGGCCAAUGAUAAAAUUUCAACUUACAAGUGAAAAUUAAGAUUGUGGAAAGCUAGUUUUCUCCACUUUGAGCUUUACAACUUCCUGAUACUUGAGACUUUCCUGAUGAACUAACAAAUGUUAUUUUUGGUGUUGAAUGGAAUCAGAGAUGAUAUUUAAAGGUGUUUAUUAGUUUGUUUUUAUAAUUCAAAGGCAGGAUGAGGUAGUGUUAUAUACUGGAGAGAGAGAGAGAGUAAUUUUUAUUUUUUAAUUAAUUAAUUUUUUUUUUAGGGCCGCACCUGUGGCAUAUGGAAUUUCCUAGGCUAGGUGUCGAAUUGGAACUGCAGCUGCGGGCCUACUCCACAGCCACUGCAGUGCCAGAUCCAAGCUGUGUCUGUGACCUACACCAUGGCUCACAGCAAUGCCGGAUCCUUAACCCACUGAUCAAGGGCAAGGAUUGACCCAUGUCCUCAUGGAUACCAGUUGGGUUCAUUACCACUGAGCCAUAACAGGAACUUCUUUAAAAAAAAUUAAAUAAAUUUUUUUAGUUGGUGAAUUGCAUAAGUGAAAAUGGAAUUUCCAAUAGGAUAUUUUAAAAAUUAUUGGUCCCUUGAAAACUGAGGUUUCAAGGUAAUCAGAGCUUUCAGUGAGGGAAAAGUCUUUGGUUUUUUUCAUUGGGGAGAUAAAUUUAAAAAAUGUACUAAAGAACAAGAAAAGUGUUUGAAAAAUACAUUGAGAAAAUCACCAUUUUGAGUCACUCAGAAUGUCAGGCUGCCUGGAAUUUGUUAAUUUACUCAGUAAUUUUUUUUAUUGAGCACCUAGUAUGUGUCAGGAAUUAUUCACACGGCAGUGAAUGGAACUUACAAAAUCCCUGUAACCAUGGAGCUUACAUUCUAAUUCUAGUUGGGAGAUGAAAAUGGAAAUGCUUUAGCAAAAUAUAAGCUGCUUCCAGGGGUCUUUUCUUUCUUUAUUUUGUAAGAGCCCCAUGAGAUGGAAUUUACUUCCUGAAUUUCUGCUGCUCAAUUUGAAACCUGAGCUGUGAUACUCAUGGUUGUACUGAUGGAGUGUAUUAAAUGGGUUAUAUUGACAAGAUAUGUUCCAAGGACUGAGAGUUCAGAUUUGAAGUGAGUUGGCAAUCUUGAAGCAAAUUCUUCCCCUAUUCUUUUCAUUUUUUACUCCAUUGUUUUAUCCCUAUUCCCAAAAGAGGGGACGUUGCUCCUGUCAAUGUGGUGUGAUUUCUGGCAAGAAUAAGAACUGACUUGGGAAUGGCAAGGCAGUGACGAGCUCACUGGGCAAGCAGUUCUGCUCUGUGGCUAAAACAUCUGUUCACCUUUCAUACAGGGGCUGGGCUGGGUCAGUGUUUACUUAGUUGUAGUACCUGAAAAAGUUAACUUACAAGCUGCAUACAGUCAUUGUGUAUAUAGCUCACACACCAUUAAUAAGACUCAUUUCACCAUUGAAAUAAUAUUAUCUGCUAGUCUGGGAGAGUGCAGGCCACUUAGAUGAACGUCUUUUGGUAGUGAUGUGUAAUCACAGCUGUCCUCUACUUCCUGUUCUCAUGGUCUAAAAUCCCAGCUUCAUUGUGCCUUUAGCCUGGAGGUGAUAGAGCAGAAAUAAGAAAAGGAGGCAUGGCUGCUAUGACACUCCUCUCCCUAAUUUGUUUAUUUUUUUUAUUUUUGCAAUAACUCUAGUGCAGUGAUGCCAUUGAAAACACAUUUUGAUCAUCUUUAUUCAGAAAGACAGUGCAGCUCUUUGCGCCUUUAGCAAGAUAUGUUUUCUGGAAAGACUGCGACAGUAGGUAGGAUGGCUUUAUAAUGUGUUGUCCAAACUGGGAUACUCAUGAGAGUGGAAGCGGGGGUGCUAUGAAACCAGGACAGUAGGCGUAGACAGGGAUGUGUGGUCACCUUAACGCUGGGAGAUAUAGGGGAAGACAGGGUGUUUCAGCACCAGUGUGUUCUGGAACAAUCUCUGAGCAUGUGGCACUCAGAUAGAGAAAAGGUUAUUAAUAUUUACUAAGAGUGAACACUGUGUUAGAUGCUGUGAUGUAUAAUGAGUUAGUUGCCACAAUAACCACUUGAGAUAGAUAGUCCUCACCCCUCUUUAUAAUAUAAAACAAAAAUUCCAUUUAACAAUGGGGGUUGACAUUUUAAACUUCAAAAAAGUUAUUAUUUUUUUCUUUUCCAUUAUGGCUUAUUACAGGAUAUCGAUUAUAGUUCCCUGUGCUCUACAGUAGGAUAGUUGUUUAUAUUCUAUGUAUGAUAGUUUACAUCUGCUAAUCCUAAACUCCCAAUCCAUUCCUUACCCCCCCCCUGCCUUGGCAACCAAAAGUCUGUUCUCUAUGUCUGUGAAUCUGUCCUGUAAUAAAUUCAUUUGUGU
Sus scrofa (pig) is the source of this 10242-nucleotide messenger RNA. RefSeq names its product fucosyltransferase 10 (gene POFUT3). Lineage: Eukaryota; Metazoa; Chordata; Mammalia; Artiodactyla; Suidae. Gene Ontology annotation, molecular function: alpha-(1->3)-fucosyltransferase activity. The record is from RefSeq and is a predicted model, not a curated record. Gene Ontology annotation, cellular component: Golgi membrane.